CUUUUUCUUACCAAGAGAUUUUCUGUGGGUUAAAAAAAAUAUGAAAUUAUGAAAAGAAGACCUAGUGGUUUAACUUAACCUAAUUAGUGAAUAUAGGUAUUGUAAUUUAGGCAUCCUUUAUUCUUUAACAUAGAUUUAGGAUCAAAACAAAAAAAAUAAAAAAAGGUUAGAAAAGAAAGAAAAAAUAGCUCGUUGGCAAAGUCAAUCUGAGACAUGACACGUGGCUCGCCUAUCAUGGACGUGGCUUUCCUUAAAUAUGAUCACGUGUAAUUAGUUAUGAUAUGUUUUUAACGUUUCUUUCCCCCAGAUCUUCUCAACUCUCGAACAAAGACAAAAUCUGACAUUCAUAUCUCGUAACAUUUUGUUUCUGAUUCUCCAAAAACAAAAAAAAAUUGUAGCAACAAAUUUGAAAUUAAUUAUGGGACGAAUGAAGGAUUUAAUGGUGAUAGAAGGAAGUGAUACUUAUGAAGUAGCAAGUAAUUGGUGGAAUAAGAUUAUGGAAACCCAAAAAGAUCCUAAAAAUGGUGUUUAUUAUUAUAUCCUUUGUGCUUCUUACGCUUUGGUAGCCAUGGUUGCUUUGGUGCAACUUGUUAGAAUACAAAUGAGAGUACCAGAAUAUGGAUGGACAACACAAAAGGCCUUCCACUUGAUGAAUUUUGUAGUAAAUGGGUUGAGAGCCAUUCUUUUCGGAUCGUACAAGAAAGUUUUUCGGAUUAGGCCCCAUGUCUUUGAAAUAAUACUCCUCGAUCUUCCGGGACUACUCUUCUUUUCCACUUACACAAUGCUCGUGUUGUUUUGGGCCGAGAUUUAUCACCAGGCUAGAAGCCUUCCAACUGACAGACUUAGACCAGCAUAUUACAUUGUAAAUGUGGUUGUAUAUAUCGUUCAGUUAAUCAUCUGGAUUUGUAUGAGGCUCAGCAAAGGUCAUGCAGCUCUUGAGGCGGCAAAACUCUUUUUUUCUGUUAUUUCAUUAAGUGCAGCUUUCGGAUUCUUAAUAUAUGGUGGAAGAUUGUUCUUUAUGCUUAAGCGCUUUCCAAUCGAAUCUGUAGGACGCCAAAAGAAGCUCCAUGAAGUUGGAGUUAUAACCACAAUAUGCUGUACAUGUUUCCUAGUUGGAUGCAUUGUGGCAGCUAUAUCUGCCUUUGAUGAUGAUUUUGAUGUUGAUGUCCUCGACCAUCCUCUUGGAAAUCUUCUUUAUUACAUGGUGGUUGAGAUCCUUCCUUCAGCUUUAGUGCUCUUUGUACUUCGGAAGCUACCGUCGAGACGUAUUUCCGAUCAGUAUCAAGCCAUCCAAUGAAGCAGACAAAUUUUCUUGUUGGGUGCAAUGAUCGGGAUUAUCGAGUCUGGCAGGAUAUACAUGUAGUUAUUGAAAGCCAAAGUCUAAUUUGCAUUUUCUUCUCCUCUAUGAAACAGGGUUUAUGUAAAGUGCUUCAUAGUUUUUUGCUCUGGCUUGGUAAUGGACUAUUGGCAACACAAGAUAUUAUGUUAAAUAAGUUUUCCUUGCUACAGAAAAUAAAAUUUUCAGGACAUGGUGAACGUCAGUUUUUGGAUAAGGCUCCAAUUUGGACUAGAAGCAGCAAGGUCCGCAACAAAAGCGAAGCGAGCACCGCCCCGGCAUCCUGAUCAAAGGCCGUUAGAAAAGAAGUGUAUCUAAAUUAUUUCCUAUGAAGUAUAUAUUGUAUAUAGUUAAUUACGCUAUUAUCUUGGGUUGUGGACGUCGAAUCAACAGCCUUAUAUAAAGGGGCUAUGGAUGUCAACUAACUUUUCUGGUAUAGUUAUUUGGGAUCUAGGAAUAACAUCCACAACCUCGGAUAGUCUUUGCAACACCGUAUACACCGAACAAUGUAUUAUACUUGAGGUCUAAAGAGACUAGUUUCAAUUCUGAA
This is a messenger RNA of Beta vulgaris subsp. vulgaris (sugar beet), 1886 nucleotides long. Its product is annotated as tobamovirus multiplication protein 1. The record is from RefSeq and is a predicted model, not a curated record. The transcript has 11 exons. Bases 419 to 1297 code for a protein of 292 amino acids. NCBI's taxonomy places the organism in Eukaryota, Viridiplantae, Streptophyta, Magnoliopsida, Caryophyllales, Amaranthaceae.